Olea europaea var. sylvestris is the source of this 2842-nucleotide messenger RNA. Its product is annotated as probable WRKY transcription factor 2. The record is from RefSeq and is a predicted model, not a curated record. Lineage: Eukaryota; Viridiplantae; Streptophyta; Magnoliopsida; Lamiales; Oleaceae. The transcript has 6 exons. The coding region runs from base 555 to 2726 and encodes 723 amino acids. Gene Ontology annotation, biological process: regulation of DNA-templated transcription. Gene Ontology annotation, molecular function: sequence-specific DNA binding; DNA-binding transcription factor activity.
GAACGGUAACGGGCAAACAAACCCCACUUUUUUUCAUUGUUUAAAAUCACUUUUUUUAGAACAUCGGCAAUCAUGGUUCUUACCAAUUGGUAAACCAUUUUCUAGAGAGAGUGACAAAAAAAGUUGAGAGAGAAACUAGAGGAAAUUGACAGGAAGGUGUGCCGUUUUUGUUGUGCUCUUCAGAGAAUCAAUUUUUCUCAUUCAAUGGGAAAAACCCUUUAAAGAGAAAUUAAUCUGAAGAGAGUCAGAAAAAAGUCUCCUUUCUUCUUCUUCCUCUCUAUGUCUUCUUGAGGCUUUUACGGCAAGGAGAGAAAGAAAAAGUGAUAGAUAACUUACCAUCCUUGAGCUUCCAUUAAUGACAAAAGAAAAUCUACCGAUUGACAUGAAUAACAUUUAUCUUGACUGUUGCAGUUGCCAUUGGAUCAUUCCGUUUAUCAUUGAUCUUUUUCUUAGUCUGAUGUCUUCCUUAUUUUUCAGUUUUUUUCAGCAACACUUUGAUUUCGUUAGUUAUCUGAUUUCAGAUUGAUAGAAACUGGACAAGGCUGAGAAUUCUCAUGGGUGGGUUUGAUGACCAUGUUGCUAUUAUUGGAGAUUGGAUGCCUCCCAGUCCUAGUCCAAGGGCAUUUUUCUCAUCAAUGAUUGGCGACGAAGUCAUGGCAAAAUCAGGUACUGAAUCGCAUGAUGAAAAUAGAAACAGGUCUCUCUUUUUGGGGCCUGGGAGGCAGAUUGAAUCAAGAAAUGUUGAUCAAAAGGAUGUGACACAAUCCAAUGUAGUUGAUGAUGAAACAAUCAAGUCUAAUGUCCCUUCGGAGCAGAAAAUGAGUUCAAGUGGUGGUCUUCUGGAGAGGAUGGCAGCUAGAUCCGGCUUCAAUGCCCCAAGGUUGAAUACAGAAAGUAUCAGGCAAUCUGACCUUUCUCAGAACCCGGAUGUUCGGUCUCCUUAUCUGACAAUUCCUCCUGGUCUCAGCCCAACUAGUCUUCUAGAGUCUCCUGUCUUCCUCGCUAAUAAUUCUCUGGUCCAGCCAUCUCCAACAACUGGGAAAUUUUCAUUUCUCCCGAACAUGGGAAACUCAAUGUUGAUGACAGGCAAUCCUGAAAAGGGCAAGGAGAAUACCUUUGAAGAUGUCAUUGCCUCGUCAUUUGCAUUUCACCCUAUCCCGGAAUCUAGUUCCUCUUUUAGUUUUUGUGCAGCGAGCAAAGUAAAUCCUUCGAGUCUUUCUCAGUAUUCAGAGAACUCACUUCUGCCUCGAAGUGUAGAGCCCUCGAAAGUUCACUCUCAAAAUGGUACACUUUUUCAGCAGGUUAAUCUCUCUAAUUCAUCUGCCAAGAACGCCCAUGACAUGUCACCCGAGCCAACGUCUUUUGGUCCUAUUGGCGCUAUGGAGCAUUCUCCACCUUUUGAUGAACCACAAGACGAUGAUGCUGAUCGAAGAAGCAACGAUGAUCCCAAUGUUGGCAGUGGUCUAGCUGAGGAUGGUUAUAAUUGGAGAAAAUAUGGGCAGAAACAAGUAAAAGGAAGUGAAUACCCUCGAAGUUAUUACAAAUGCACAGAUCCAAAUUGUCCUGUCAAGAAGAAAGUGGAACGCUCUCACGAGGGUCACAUUACAGAGAUAAUCUACAAGGGAGCCCAUAAUCACCCAAAACCUCCACCGAAUCGCAGAUCAGCUCUUGGCUCCUUGAAUGCACUUGGUGACAUUCAGCAUGACACAACCGAACAACCAGGAACUGGUGCUAAUGGUGAUCCCAUCUGGUCAAACGUGCAAAAAGGAACCCCUGAUUGGAAGUGGGACAAUCCGGAUUCAACAUCAGCAGCUCUGGGCCAAGAAUAUGGCAACGGAACUACCUCUUUUCAGGCACAAAUCGGCACUCAGUUCGAGUCCAGUGAUGGUGUGCAAGCGUCUUCUGCUUUCUCAAAUGAUGAAGAGGAAGAUGAUCGAGUAACGCAUGGCAGUGUAUCGUUGGGUUAUGAAGGUGAAGGAGAUGAAACAGAGUCAAAAAGAAGGAAAAUCGAAACUUACCCUUCAGAUAUGAGUGGAGCCACUAGAGCCAUCCGGGAGCCUAGAGUUGUAGUGCAAACAACCAGUGAGGUUGACAUCCUUGAUGAUGGUUAUCGUUGGCGAAAAUAUGGGCAGAAGGUUGUUAAAGGAAAUCCAAAUCCAAGGAGUUAUUACAAGUGCACAAGUACAGGCUGCGCUGUCAGGAAGCACGUCGAGAGGGCUUCGCAUGACCUGAAAUCGGUGAUAACAACGUAUGAGGGGAAACACAACCAUGAUGUUCCUGCAGCUCGAAACAGCAGUCAUGUUAAUUCUGGUGUUUCAAACACACUUCCGACCCAAGCUUCGACUGCUGCUCAGAGUCAAAUACAUAGGCCAGAGCCAGCUCGACUUCAUAACAGCCUGGGACGGUUUGAAAGACCUUCCCUUGGUUCAUUUGGCCUGCCUGGGAGGCCACAGCUUGGAUCUAAUCCAAACUUCGGUUUUGGAAUGAAUCAUCCCGGACUAGCCAAUCUGGCAAUGGCUGGAUACGGGCCCAACCAAGGCAGGUUACCGGGAUAUCCAAUUCAUCCAUAUUCAGGACAUUCACGCCCAAUGAGUAAUGCGGGUUUCAUGCUGCCAAAAGGAGAACCGAAAGUGGAGCCCGAGUUAGAUUCUGGUUUGAAUGUCUCCAAUGGCUCGUCAGUGUAUCAUCAGAUUAUGAAUCGAUUGCCGCUCGGACCACCAAUGUAAAUUUUUGUCCUCUAAGAAAGUAUUUGUACUUGUCUACUCUCAAAAAGUAGAGAUGAUAACUUAUAUUUAAAUGGGUUUUUUUCUGGGAUUGAAUCUAACUCUUCAUUCUUUUAUUA